Oxyura jamaicensis (ruddy duck) is the source of this 1131-nucleotide messenger RNA. RefSeq names its product C-C motif chemokine 19-like. NCBI's taxonomy places the organism in Eukaryota, Metazoa, Chordata, Aves, Anseriformes, Anatidae. The coding region runs from base 340 to 639 and encodes 99 amino acids. Gene Ontology annotation, molecular function: chemokine activity; CCR chemokine receptor binding. The record is from RefSeq and is a predicted model, not a curated record. The transcript has 4 exons. Gene Ontology annotation, cellular component: extracellular region. Gene Ontology annotation, biological process: chemokine-mediated signaling pathway; cellular response to tumor necrosis factor; positive regulation of ERK1 and ERK2 cascade.
UUUUGCAGGGUGAGGGUCCUGACAGCAGCCCCCAUGCCCUGGGAGCCAGCAGUGAGGAGGACAGAAGGGUGUUUGGCUCCGGGGAUGCAGAGCAGCUGGCUUCAGGGAAAGCUGACAGUAUAUUCGGGAACUGCUCAAAGAUCAAAAUCCUGCCUGUGGCAAGGCUUGUUAUGACUUCCCACCCCUCUUCUCCAAAAGAAAGUGAAAGCCACGGGCCAGAAGGAUAAAUAGGCAGCGAGGAGCCCCAGCACCAGAGCUCAGAGAAGCAGUGCAGAGCUCACCUCUCCUGCCCAGAGCACCUCUGCCUCCAGCCCAUCCUCUGCCAGACUCAGCGACACAAUGCAGCGGCUGCAUCUUCUCUGCCUCGGUCUCCUGGUGCUGGGAUGCAUCCUGGACGUGCACGGUGGCAACAACGUCCUGGACUGCUGCCUGCGGACGAGCGAUAAUCCCAUCCCACGGCGGAUCGUGCAGAGAUAUCAGAUACAGCUGGUGCAGGACGGCUGUGAAAUCCCUGCCAACGUGUUCAUCACCGUGAGGGGCAAGCGCCUCUGUGCUCCGCUCGAAGCCCUGUGGGCGGUUCGCCUCCGAGAGAAGCUGGAUGCCGGCUCUGCCAGGAAGGUCCCAAAUAAAGGCAAUUAGGCUCUGAAGAAGCCCACGGCUGGCCCCAGCACCUGGAAUGGGGCCAGCUCUCAGCUGUGAAUCUGAAGCUCAUGAAGCUGACUUGCUUCCACCUCCUACUACAGGGCACGGGGCCAACCCUCCUCGGGACUCGUGUCAGUGCAUGGGGCUCGUCACAGCCCUGCUGCUCUCUCUUCUCCCCUCUGCCACCACUGUGACCGAAAAACCUGAAUCAGGCUGAGCCGGGGGCUGCUGGACCAGAGCCUCUGCUCCAAGGGUGCUCGGCAUCUCCACCACCCUUGCAGCCAGGAAGCUGGUUUGAUGGACUGAUCUGUGAGAUGAGUUUUGGGGAUCCCAGCUUUCCUCUGAGCACCAGUCUGUUCCCUUGGGUUUCCAUCAACAGCCUUGAGCCUGGGCCCUUCUGCAUCCCUGGGAAGGCCUGCGAGGAUGUGACUGUGCAGGGAUGGAGGGGAGGGAUAGAGAUGUUCUUCACCACCAUGCUGGUCCCGUGAG